Molecule: messenger RNA, 3679 nt
Organism: Sceloporus undulatus (fence lizard)
Lineage: Eukaryota; Metazoa; Chordata; Lepidosauria; Squamata; Phrynosomatidae
Gene: SARDH
Product: sarcosine dehydrogenase
Exons: 22
Coding region: 184-2928 (914 amino acids)
Cellular component (GO): mitochondrion; mitochondrial matrix; cytoplasm
Molecular function (GO): protein binding; sarcosine dehydrogenase activity
Source: RefSeq, a predicted model, not a curated record
GUCAAUGAAGGCACUAGCUUGAUCUGCAAGGCUUCCCACGGAGGGUCCAGGAACACCAGUGUAUCCAGAGGAAGAGGAGGCAAGACGCCAUGUGGUGAAAGGCACAAGACCGAAGCCAGUGCAGGAGGAUCUGGAGGAGAUACAUACGUCCAACUUGUCUGCAGCCUGACUGAAGAGAUCACCAUGGCCAACUUGAGGUGUGCUCUCCGGAUAGCCUCCUCUUUCCAGACUCCAUCAUCUGGGCAUGCCAUCCGAUUUUUCAGCAGUGGCACAGGCCAAACAACAGAAAAGAACGUUCCCUAUGAGAAGACACUGAAGGAAGGGACUUCGCCAGCAGGACAAGGUCCUACCAAGCCACUUCCGGCAUCAGCAGACGUGGUGGUGGUUGGUGGAGGUAGCCUUGGGUGCCAAACUGUCUACCAUCUUGCCAAGAUGGGCGUGACCAAUGUCGUUUUGCUUGAGAGGGACCGCUUGACUUCAGGGACCACCUGGCAUACAGCAGGCCUUUUGUGGCAGUUGCGUCCAAGCGAUGUGGAAGUGGAGCUUUUGGCUCACACGCGCAAUGUGGUGAGCCAGGACUUGGAGCAAGAGACUGGGCUCCACACGGGAUGGAUCCAAAAUGGUGGCCUCUUCAUUGCUUCCAACAAGCAAAGACUGGAUGAAUACAAGCGACUCAUGUCUCUGGGUAAAGUUUAUGGAAUCGAGUCGUACGUCUUGUCUCCAGCGGAAACAAAGGACUUGUAUCCCUUGAUGAAUGUGGAUGAUCUCUAUGGCACCCUCUAUGUGCCCAAGGAUGGCACCAUGGAUCCUGCUGGGACAUGCACAACCCUUGCCCGGGCAGCCAGUGCCCGAGGAGCUCUGGUGAUUGAAAACUGCCCUGUAACAGGCAUUGAGGUGAAGACGGAUGACCUGGGAGUCCGAAGGGUGGCAGCAGUGGUGACAAAUGCUGGGACUGUCCAGACGCCUUGUGUGGUCAACUGCGCAGGGGUUUGGUCCCAGGCCCUGGGAAAGAUGGCAGGUGUCAACGUCCCCCUCAUAGCGAUGCAUCAUGCCUAUGUGGUGACAGAGAGGAUAGAAGGAAUUCAGAACAUGCCGAAUGUUCGAGAUCAUGAUGCCUCGGUGUAUCUGCGUCUCCAAGGAGAUGCCCUUUCUGUGGGCGGGUAUGAGUCAAAUCCAAUCUUCUGGGAAGAGGUGCAGGACAAGUUUGCCUUUGGUCUCUUUGACCUGGACUGGGAUGUGUUUACACAGCACAUUGAAGGUGCCAUCAAUCGUGUCCCAGUACUGGAGAAAACUGGGAUUAAAUCCACAGUCUGUGGCCCAGAAUCAUUUACUGCUGACCACAAACCUCUCAUGGGAGAAGCACCGGAGCUCCGAGGCUUUUUCCUCGGCUGUGGUUUCAACAGUGCAGGCAUGAUGCUUGGAGGUGGCUGUGGGAAGGAGCUGGCACACUGGAUCAUCCAUGGGCAUCCCGAGAAGGACAUGUACAGCUACGACAUACAGAGGUUUCACCACUCUCUCACUGGCAACAACCGCUGGAUCCGGGAGCGGAGCCAUGAGUCGUAUGCAAAAAACUACUCCAUCGUCUUUCCCUACGAUGAGCCUUUGGCCGGACGCAACAUGAGGAAGGAUCCCCUCUAUGAGGAGCUUCUGCAACAGGGCUGCGUCUUUCAGGAGAGACAUGGAUGGGAGAGGCCUGGUUGGUUUAAUCCACAAGGAGAAGCACCGACUUUGGAUUAUGACUAUUACGGUGCAUAUGGCCAAAAAGCCCAUGAAGAUUACCUCUAUAACAAGUUGCUUUCGGAUGAGUACACGUUUGAUUUUCCACCUCACCACAAGAUUAUCAGGAACGAGUGCUUAACCUGCAGAAAUGCUCUGGCCGUGUUCGACAUGUCUUACUUUGGCAAAUUUUACCUUGUUGGUCCAGAAGCCCAGAAAGCAGCUGACUGGCUGUUUACGGCCGACGUUCGGAAGCCACCAGGGACAACCAUUUACACAUGCAUGCUAAAUAAGCGCGGAGGAGUUGAGAGCGACCUGACCGUCAGCCCAAUAAACCCUGGCACCCAGGACUCAGCACUGGCUCCAGCGUUUGAAGGGGAUGGCUACUACCUCGCUGUUGGAGGAGCUGUGGCACAACACAACUGGUCACACAUCAUGACAGUUCUUCAGGACAAGAAGUUCCAGUGCCAACUGAUUGACCAUUCAGAAGCGCUUGGGAUGAUCAGCAUCCAAGGACCAGCCAGCCGCGAAGUCCUGCAGGAGGUUCUAGACACGGAUCUCAGUGACAAGGCUUUCCCUUUCUCCACACACAAGCUGGUGAAGAUAGCUGGUUGCACGGUCCGUGCCAUGAGGUUGUCAUUUGUGGGAGAGAUGGGAUGGGAGCUCCACGUCCCCAAAGAGCACUGCGUGAGGGUCUACCGUUUGGUCAUGAAAGCUGGUGCCAAGCACGGUAUCAUGAACGCAGGCUACAGAGCCAUCGAUUCACUCAGCAUUGAGAAAGGUUACAGACACUGGCAUGCAGACCUCCGGCCUGAUGACAGUCCCCUUGAGGCAGGCCUGGCCUUCACAUGCAAGCUGAAGUCGGAAAUCCCUUUCCUUGGGCGGGAAGCUGUAGAAGCCCAGAAAGCAGCCGGAAUAUCCCGCCGUCUCGUCUGUUUCACCAUAGAUGAAAAGGUGCCCAUGUUUGGGUUGGAAGCCAUCUGGAGAAACAACAAAGUUGUCGGGCAUAUCCGCAGGGCAGACUUUGGGCAUGCUAUCAACAAAACAAUCGCCUAUGGCUACAUCCAGGAUCCUGAUGGAGGGCCGGCCACCCUUGAUUUUGUGAAAAGCGGCAAAUACAUGUUGGAAAGGAUGGGAGUUGCCUACCAAGCGAAAGCUCACACAAAAUCCCCCUUCGAUCCAGAGAACAAGAGGGUUAAAGGGAUCUAUUAAGACUGGUGGAUCUCAAGGAGACAGGAAGGAUCAACUGAAAGGUGGAGACGGGAAGAAGGAAAGCGUGAAGCAAUACUGCACAAUGCCAAAGAUCCUGGCCAAGAUCAUACAUCAGUGUUGAGUACUAUCAGUCUCCACACACAGAGUUACACAGCUCUUGUGUUGAAUGACAGUGUUGCACAAUAGAACCAAGGCACCAUAUAUGGAACCGAAUGCAACCAGUUGCACAUGGACAUCCAUGCACAAAGAACCCGAUGUACAACUCCACUUUCCCAACCUUGAACUGAAUGCAGACAUUGCUCAUCAAACAAAAGUUUCCAAGCACUUCCGCAAGAGAAUAUAUCCAUGCAUAAGACACUGACAGGAUCCUGAUGUUUGCUUCCAAGAAUAUAAGAGCCUUGAGGCCAAAUCAGAACAUGGGACUCUUGCCUCAGUCCUAUUUCCAGCAGUGAUAAGUUUGGGAAACCUUGGAUGGAAGUGGAGAUAAUGGCUCUCCAUUUGCUGUUUAACUCACUCGUCCAACGCUGCUCCUGCGCAUGGAGGUUUUGUUGAGUCUCCUUGCCUUGUUGGCCAUGGUGCUGAGAGCCUGGCAUAAAUUGUACCUUGGUCAGAUUUCUUUUUCUGCUUCCCUGUCCCCACCACCAGCACAUCUUGAAGCAAUGAUUGCAAGAAAAAAGAAAAAUUUGAGCACAUUAAUGGUAUAAUUUAACUCGAUUUAGUCAAUGAUAAUAAAGGCAAGACUUCCAAUGAA